Messenger RNA from Osmia bicornis bicornis, 2419 nucleotides. RefSeq names its product mismatch repair endonuclease PMS2 (gene Pms2). The coding region runs from base 174 to 2315 and encodes 713 amino acids. Lineage: Eukaryota; Metazoa; Arthropoda; Insecta; Hymenoptera; Megachilidae. The record is from RefSeq and is a predicted model, not a curated record. The transcript is spliced from 5 exons. Gene Ontology annotation, cellular component: MutLalpha complex. Gene Ontology annotation, molecular function: ATP-dependent DNA damage sensor activity; ATP binding; ATP hydrolysis activity. Gene Ontology annotation, biological process: mismatch repair.
CAGCCAAUCAAAUUCAAACAUUUAAUAAACGCAUGGUACUUGAACUAGUAGCAAAAAUUUAGCUACUGUUUUUUAGCUGCUGUUGUCUUAAAAUUUAGGUUUUUAAGGUACGAUGGUGUAUUACUUCACGCAUAAAGAAGAUAUAUGGAUGUUCUUUCUUGUAUGUUAACAAAAUGACAGAACCAACUCCAACAAUAGAAAAAUCGAAGAAGAUUACUGCCAUAAAUAAACAAACAAUUCAUAAAAUUUGUUCUGGUCAGGUGGUGUUUGAUCUGGCAGGUGCAAUAAAAGAACUGGUAGAAAAUAGUUUAGAUAGUGGUGCUACAUUAAUUGAUAUUAAAUUAAAAGAUUAUGGGAAAACAUGUAUCAGUAUUAGUGAUAAUGGAAGCGGUGUUUUAGAGGAAGAUUUUGCAGGAUUGGGCCUGAAACAUCAUACAUCCAAACUGAAAGAAUUCUCAGAUCUGACUGAAGUAGAUACCUUUGGGUUUCGUGGAGAAGCUCUUAGUUCACUCUGCUCUUUAGCUGAAUUAACUAUCAUUACAAGACAUUCCACAAGCGAGCAUGGUUUUAAAUUAGAAUUUGAUCACAAUGGUAUACUGCAAAAGAAAGAAGCAUGUGCAAGAGAAGUAGGUACAACUGUACAUGUUAAAAAUAUAUUUAAGUGUCUUCCAGUAAGAGCAAAAGAAUUUACAAGAAACCUAAAAAAGGAAUAUGCUCGUGCUAUCCAAGUCCUAUAUAAUUAUUGCAUAGUUUCUACUGAUACAAAAAUAACAUGUUCCAAUUCGGUAUCAGGAAAAUCUAAUGUUGUAGUUACUACUACAAACUCCAGCAGUAUUUUAAAUAAUAUUAAUAUAGUGUUUGGCAAGAAAGCUUCAAAAGGUCUUCUUAAACUUGAUUUACUACCUCCUGAUGAAGCAACAUUACAAGAGUACAAUUUACGAAAUGAUGUAGCUAUAGAUUUUGAAUGGGAUUGCUACGUUAGCAGUUGCGAUCAUACUGUCGGACGAUCAACACCCGACAGACAAUUUUUUUAUGUAAACGGUCGACCAUGUGAUCCUGCGAAAGUAAAUAAAUUAAUAAAUCACAUUUAUCACAAAUAUAACAAUAAACAAUAUCCAUUUAUUUUUUUAAAUUUAAAACUUAAUAAACAGUCGACCGAUAUUAACGUAACUCCGGAUAAAAGAACUAUUUUUUGUACACAAGAGAAUUUAAUAUUAGCAGCUCUGAAAUUCAGUUUAAUAAGUAAAUGGGAUAAGUUACAAGGAAACUUGAAUGUGAAACCUAUAUCUGAAUUAAAUUUUGGAACGAAGAGAGCAAUUUCACCGGCGAACACAAAUCCCCCAGCAAAAAGAUUUCAGAAUUUACAAACAUCAUCAAAUACAGAACAUUUAGAUGAAAAUAGUGUACAGUAUGAUAAUAAAAAUAAAAUUAUUGAAUAUGAUAACUACAAUGUACAAAAUGAUAUAUCGAAUCAAACAAAAAUAUUGGAUAAUGCUGAAAUGUCAAUUAGUAUGUUAACAAUAAAACAAAAGCUUCAAGAAAAAGAGAACAAUUUAUCGAAGCUUGUUACCACGAGUACAAGAAUUAAAUAUAAGGCUCAAUUGGAAAGUGCUAAAAAUUCUGUCGCCGAAGAUGAACUGAAAAGGGAACUAACGAAGGAAUCUUUUCUUAAGAUGGAAAUUAUAGGACAAUUUAAUCUUGGUUUUAUAAUAGCCCGUUUGGAGAAAGAUCUAUUUAUUAUUGAUCAACAUGCUACUGAUGAAAAGUAUCGCUUCGAAAAACUUAAUAACGAGACGCAACUAAAAACUCAGAAAUUAAUCGUUCCCAAAGCAUUAAAUUUGUCUUCUUUAAAUGAAACAAUAUUAAUUGAACACCAGAAAACGUUUGAAGACAAUGGCUUCUUUUUUAAAAUUAAUCACGAAGGUAAAAUAGUUAAUUCAGUCUUUUUUUUAAUUAAUAUUGCUACGAAAACAUAUUUGUACAUUUUAGCCGAAUCAGGACAGCGUGUAGAACUCACAGGAAUGCCAGUCAGCGGAUAUUGGCAAUUUGGACAAGAAGAUAUAGAAGAACUGAUUUUUCUUAUUAGAGAAGGUGGUGUGGAACAUAAAGAAAAUCGUAUAUACCGUCCGAGUCGUGUGAGACAAAUGUUAGCAUCAAGAGCUUGUCGUAGUGCAGUUAUGAUUGGUACAGCUCUUAAUAAUAACGAAAUGCAAAAAUUAGUUACACAAAUGGCGCAAAUGGAAAACCCUUGGAGUUGCCCUCAUGGUAGACCAACGAUAAGACAUCUAUUAUCAUUACAUCUUGUGCAUAAAUAAACUAUAUUUCUGAAGUUUGAAUUUAAAAAAUUUAGAAUCAUUAUUCUAGAAUUCUAGUUACACCGAUGUUUAGGGUAUUAUUUUGAUUGCAAAUAACUUUUAAA